UUUAUGACAAUCUAUGCCCAAUCAUAUUCUUAUACAAGGAUGGAUCAUGAGAUCUAGCUGGCUAACCCAUUUACCCGAUCUUAAUCCAACCUGGCCCGCGUGAAAUCAAUAGAUUCAAACGUUCCUUCACGCUCUAGAGGGCGUUUUUCGAUGUUUACAAAGGGUUCUUUAAGCACUGUUUCCUUUUUCUUUUUUUUUUUUCAGUAUCCACCGUUUGAAAAACCCCUAGUUCUGCUUUUGUUUCUUUGUCUUUUUUUUUCUUUUUCAUCUAUCAGUUUCUGUUAUUCACUUGAACAUACAUUAUUCUCGAAUGGCCUCAGAUCUCUCCAAGUGAAUUUUUCGAUCUCAUUUUCGUGCUUUCGUUUGGGUUCUAAAUAGUCAUGCGAUCUCAUUCCUCGUCUUCAAAUCUACACCAUUUCUCUUCUUGGGGACUCUCUCGUUCCCCAAAACGACGCAACCUUUUUUCCGUUUCAUCUCGCGUCCCACUCCUAUCAUCUCCUCGGCUUUGCGGUGCUGUUGCUUCAAAUUUCUACCCUCCAAUCAAGUUAAAUUUGCAACGAUCAAAAAAUUCACAUAAGCGAAGUCGACGAUAUCGACAGGACGUCGUUGAAGUUAACGCCGCCGAGGAUGACUCAGUGGGAAUAUCUUCGUUUGAUGACUGGGUUGUUGACGAUUCAUUGGCUACAUAUAUGUUUUCUUCAUCAAGUGAUGGGGAAGAUAGCGAUGGGGAAAUCGUAUUGAACCCUUUGAGUGAGGCGGAUUUGCGUCCUGUCAAGGUCUCAACCGACGAAGCCAUAACCUUGGCGGCCCAUCGGCUUACUUUAAUUGGAAGAGACCAAAAUAGACACAGGACGUACCAUGGACUGUUAAUCAACUUGGCCCUUAUAAUUUUCCUGACAAUGGUUCUUUUACUCGUGGAUUGGUGUGGAUGGAAAAUUGUCAGGCUACCCUUGGCGCCAUUCUACUUGACCUCCCCAUUUUUCAUAUCUUUGAUCUUAGCUUCAUGUGCAGGUUAUAUUUGUGUCCCCUUGCUUAAAACUCUUAAGCUCCAUCAAAUACUUUGGAAAGAAGGGCCUGCUAGACAUUCCAGAAAGAAGAGUACCCCAACGAUGGGUGGUCUUUUUUUUAUACCAGCUGGUAUAUCUGUUGCGAAAUUCUUAACUGGUUUUUCUUCUAUUGAAGUUUCUGCUGCAGCAGCAGCAACCUUAGCAUUUGCUGCAAUUGGACUACUUGAUGACGUCUUAAGUUUCGACAGGCAACACAACAGUGGCUUAUCUCCAUGGUUAAGACUACUUUUUGAGGCAACUGUUGGGAUUUGGUUUUCAUUUUGGUUGGAUGCUACAAAUUUUUCGUCACCCUAUGGCAUGAAAACGCUGGUUCCUCUACCUGCACCACUGGGCCUUGUGUACUUGGGAAAAUUUUACCUAUUGUUGACUUCAUUUUGUUUUGUUUCCAUGGGAAAUGGGGUUAACUUAACCGAUGGUCUUGAUGGUCUGGCUGGAGGGACUGCUGCAUUAGCUUUUAUUGGAAUGUCAAUUGCGGUGCUUCCAAUAUGCCCUGAACUUGCUAUAUUUGGAGCAUCAAUGGCAGGGGCCUGUGUUGGUUUUCUUUUGCACAACGGGUAUAAAGCAUCUGUAUUUAUGGGUGAUACUGGAUCCUUGGCCCUUGGUGGCGCAUUAGCUGCAAUGGCUGCUUGUACUGGAAUGUUCUUUCCCUUAUUCAUUUCAUCUGGUUUCUUCAUUUUGGAAGCAUCAUCAGUUCUCAUGCAGGUGUUAUACUUUAAAACAACAAAGCACUUGUGGGGAAGUGGGUGCCGCCUGUUUAGAAUGGCUCCUUUGCAUCAUCAUCUGGAGUUAUGCGGGCACAAAGAACCAAUUAUUGUUGCUGGCGCAUAUGUUGUAUCCUGUGUUUUUGCUUUAUUUGCUGGUUACAUAGGCCUUAUAUCAGCAUAACCUCUGUGAUCAUUUUCACCCAUCUCCAUUUUGUUCCCCUAGUUAUGGUCAUAAAAGGUUUUCUUUUUUCCCACUAUUUCUGAAUCUUUUAUUUGAUCUUCCCGUUUAAUGUUGAUACCAUUAUGCUUUAGAAGAUUUAUAAUAGAGUGGUAGAAAUUCAUGUAUCCAUGCAAUUUUGAUAUACAUUUUUUACCAACAGAAGCUGAAUGUAACAUGAGCCUGCGAGUCUAUGUACACAGCAGUUUAAUUACAUUGGAUGAAUGAGAGUUUACAGUGAUAGAAGUUUUUUGGUUCAUGUAGUUGAGGUCAUCCUCUAGUUAUAAGUCUUUUUUUUAAAUCCAAGAGGGCAUAUUCCUUAUUCUUUUUCUCAUUUUGACUCCAAUUAUUUGUUUUUUGAUACUCGAACUUGGCUAGAAUCAGCAUUUUUGUGAUAAUUCAUUUUGUAGAUUGUGGAUAUCACUCCUUGGCACAUAACAGCAGAAGUAGAUCUACUGCCAUAGUUGUGUUUUUCUUGGUUGUGGUAAUACUGUUUGAUGUGCCUCCCUAAACAUGUCAUGAAAAUGCAGAAUAUCACCAUCAUAUUAAUUCUUACUUGUCUGGAACAUAUAUUUGAUGCAGUUGUUAUGUAAUGGCCUUUUCCUUAAUAUUGUGCUUCAUGUUAAUUGUUUCAUGUGAGAUAUUCAUUUUAUUCUACUUAAAAGCAGAAAGGAUUUUCAUUCUUUGAAACACCAUUUUACAAAUGGUUGGAUUUUAACGGUCUAUAAUAUUCAUUAAUCACGAAAUUAUUUUUUAAUUAAAAUAUUUUUUGGUAUAUUUUCAUAUAAAACCCAUAUUUUAUGGUCUAGAUUUUUAUUAUGGAUUCACAAACCUUGAAAAAUGUUUGAACCCAGAAUAAAAAAAUAAAACCCUUGAGGUUUGUUUUGACCUAGAAAAUGAACCCAAAGGAAAAAAAAGAAAUGACACAA
Molecule: messenger RNA, 2917 nt
Organism: Durio zibethinus
Lineage: Eukaryota; Viridiplantae; Streptophyta; Magnoliopsida; Malvales; Malvaceae
Product: phospho-N-acetylmuramoyl-pentapeptide-transferase homolog
Biological process (GO): cell wall macromolecule biosynthetic process; cell wall organization
Cellular component (GO): plasma membrane
Molecular function (GO): phospho-N-acetylmuramoyl-pentapeptide-transferase activity
Source: RefSeq, a predicted model, not a curated record